CAGGUAUUAUUGACACUGCUAAGAAGAGCAUAUAAACAAUUCAAUGGAAGCCUUUAGCUUUCUCUUAUUUUGCUUCUCUCUGCUUAUGGCUGUCUCUAUUGCAAGAGACACAAUCAACACACUGCAAUCUAUAAGUGAUGGUGAGAUAUUAGUUUCAGCAGAUGAAACUUUUGCAUUAGGAUUCUUCAGCCCUGGAACUUCCAAGAACCGUUAUGUCGGAAUUUGGUUUAACAAAGAUCCAACAAAGGCAAUAGUAUGGGUUGCAAACAGAGAAAAACCGCUCACUGACUCCUCAGGGGUUUUGAAGGUCAACCACACCGGAAUUCUAGUCCUUCUUGACAUUAAUAAUAGUCUUAUUUGGUCAUCCAACACGACGAGAUCGGGCGAAAUACGGUUGCAAAGCUUUUGAAUUCUGGGAAUUUUGUUGUGCAGGAUGACACCAAUAGCGAAAAGGAAGAUUUUGUGCGGCAACGUUUUGACUAUCCAGGCGACACAAUCUUGCCUGGACAGAAGUUGGGAAGAAACUUAGCUACAGGACUAAAUCGGAGGACAACAUCAUGGAAAAGCUCUGAUGAUCCUUCUCCAGGUAGCUUUAGCUAUCAAUUCGAUAUUGAUGGAUAUCCGCAAUUAGUAUUAAGAGAAGGCACAACAAAAAGAUUUCGUUUUGGAUCAUGGAAUGGUAUUCAAUUUAGUGGGGCACCUCAAUUGAAAAAUGAGUCUGUAUUCAGAUUUAGCAUGAUUUCUAAUGAGGAAGAGGUGUAUAUUGUAUAUUGGAGUGUUGAUAGUUCAGUUCAUCAGAGGCUGCAGACAGCAACGGAUGGAUUCAGCCAGCGGAGAAGUUGGAGGGGUGGAAAUACAGGUUGGACCACAGUUUCGCACAUACCGGUGGAUGACUGUGAUUAUUAUGGAAAAUGUGGAGCAUAUGCUAGUUGUGAUACAAAUAGGUUUCCCAUGUGUAAUUGCUUGGAUGGAUUUGUGCAGAAUACAACUGAUUCAUCAUGUGGUUGUGUUAGGAGAACCUCAUUGAGUUGCAAUCAUUCAGAUGGGUUUGUGAAGUUUUCGGGGCUAAAGUUACCAGACACUGAAGGGACAUGGUUUAAUACAAGUAUGAGUUUUGAGGAUUGUAGAAUUUUGUGCGUGAAAAACUGCUCUUGUACGGCUUAUGCAGCUUUGGAUGUCAGUGAAGGGCCAAAUUCAAAUGGUUGUUUACUUUGGUUUGGUAAUCUGAUGGAUAUGAAAGUGAUGACUACAUCUGAAGAUAUUUAUGUAAAGAUGGCAGGGAAAGAUGUAGAAGCAAUUGUACAAAAAAGAUUGCCGAAGUUCAAGAAAAAGAAGCAAAAGAUUACCACUGCCGUAAUCUGGGUGCUGUCUUCUGGAAUUUUGAUCUUAUGCUUGGCCGUCAUCAUUUAUAGAUGGGAGAUGCGUAAGAAAGGAAAGAUAAAAGAAGAAAGAGAAUCAGAUGCAAUAAAUAGUCAGCAUGAUGAGGAAGAUCUAGAAUUGCCCUUAUUUGGUAUAGAUACGGUUACUUCUGCAACAAACAAUUUUUCAACUGACAACUUAUUAGGGAGAGGUGGUUUUUGGACCAGUUUAUAAGGGUAUCUUGGAAGAUGGACAGGAAAUAGUUGUUAAGAGGCUUUCGAAGAAUUCAAGCCAAGGAUUCGAAGAGUUAAAAAAUGAAAUUAAGCAUGUUUCCAAACUUCAACACAGGAAUUUAGUAAAGCUACUGGGGUGCU
This is a messenger RNA of Arachis ipaensis, 1733 nucleotides long. Lineage: Eukaryota; Viridiplantae; Streptophyta; Magnoliopsida; Fabales; Fabaceae. The record is from RefSeq and is a predicted model, not a curated record.